AUGUUCUAUCAAGGCGACUUACAGAGUGGCAUUGCCACUGCUAUGCGCGAAGCAAAGCCCGUCGUUUGUUUCAUUCGUGAUGACCAAGAAGAGAGCACAACAUGGGAAGAUGAGUAUUUUGAUAAUGACGAGCUACGUCAAUUGCUCACAAGCAGCUCGGUCACUCUGCGUCUCAUAGCCGGUUCCCAAGAAGCGGGUUUUCUUACUUCGAUAUGCCCUAUUCAGACAUUUCCCGCAGUCAUAGUAAUAAGGAAUGGGAUGUUGCAGGAAUACCUUGUCGCGGGGACGGCCAAGGAUGCAUUUCAGACGAGGUUGAAGACGGCGAUUGCAGCGAACACUGCAGCUGUUGAGACUACUCCACUGGUAGCUUCGUCGGAUACUACACAUACCACUGAGUCACAAGCACCACCACAGACUAUUCGGGAGCCUGUGCAGCCGCGGGCACCUGUCGCGCCCACAACUCCCCAGCCUCAAGCGCAAACACAACAGGAGCCUAUGCGAAUACCACCCGUUUCUCAAUUCCCAACUUCGCAACCAACUCAUACCACGACAGGAGCAUCGGAUAGAGAAAACAUACGUGCCGGAAAACGACCCGAAACCUACGAAACCCCCGAACAAAAGAAAGCCCUCCAAGAAGAAAAAGAGCGUCGGGCACUGCAAUCUAAGAUCCAACGAGAGCAAAAGGAACAAAAAGAAGAACGAGAACGCAUCCGCAACCAGAUAAAAAAAGACCAAGAAGCGCGAAGGCAGCGUGCAGACGAGGAGAAGAACAUUUCCAAUGCAACCUCUUCCUCGAGAACCUCUAGGACAAACAAACAGCCAACAGAAUACCGCCUUCAGAUACGUCUCUUUGACGGACGGUCCGUUCGCAAUAGUUUCCCACCAUCGGCAACGAUCCGGAAAGACGUCCGUCCGUGGCUUGAGAAUCAACGGUCAGAUGGUGCCGAGCCGUAUAAUCUCAAGCACAUCCUGACUCCUCUUCCGAAUCGUACCAUCUCCGUCGCAGAGGAGGAACGGACGCUAGAAGAGCUUGAGCUAGGACCAACGGCUAGUCUUGUCAUGGUUCCGGUGCCGUCGUAUAUUGAGGCUUAUGCUCCGUCAGGGAUUGUGAAUAGUCUUCCAGGUCGAGUUGUAUCGUCGGGUUAUGGCCUUGUCUCUGGCGUAGUAGGUGGCGUAACUGGUCUGGUUGGGAGUUUUUUGGGGUAUGGUGGUACUGCCACGCAAACAACAGCCACAACAUGGAGUUCGAAUAAUCAACAGCCUGCGGAUCCGACAACGGCAUCAACUACGAGGGCGAGAAGUGGCCAGGGCAUCAAUAUCCGAACGAUACAUGAUCAAAGGAAUGAGCGGGAUCAGAAUGAGUUUUAUAAUGGCAAUACUUUGAACUUUGAGCCGAGGCGAGGCGACGACUCGAAAGACAAAUGA
This is a messenger RNA of Talaromyces marneffei, 1425 nucleotides long. RefSeq lists its product as uncharacterized. The record is from RefSeq and is a predicted model, not a curated record. Bases 1 to 1425 code for a protein of 474 amino acids. Gene Ontology annotation, molecular function: protein binding. Lineage: Eukaryota; Fungi; Ascomycota; Eurotiomycetes; Eurotiales; Trichocomaceae. The transcript is spliced from 4 exons.